Messenger RNA from Erythranthe guttata (spotted monkey flower), 4557 nucleotides. Its product is annotated as DNA polymerase V family. Gene Ontology annotation, molecular function: DNA binding; transcription factor binding. Gene Ontology annotation, biological process: regulation of DNA-templated transcription. NCBI's taxonomy places the organism in Eukaryota, Viridiplantae, Streptophyta, Magnoliopsida, Lamiales, Phrymaceae. Gene Ontology annotation, cellular component: nucleolus. The record is from RefSeq and is a predicted model, not a curated record.
UUAUAGCAAAGUGGGCCUAUAAAAAGGGUUUUAUCCAACCCAAAAAAUUGAUGUAGGUUUAAACAGAUUCCCCCUUUCCCCUCUCUUCUUCGGCUGUCGCCUCUCUCUCUCUCUCUCUCUCUCUGAAGUGUUUGUGUUUUUAAUAUUCUCCCCUGAACGAAACACCUUUGCCCUCUCUUCCUCUGUGUUUCGCCGCCCUAAUUUUAUUCUUCGUCUCCGUUUUCGCGCGUAAAUUACUGAGAACUUUUGGGGGGUAAAAUGGGUAGCAAAAAGAGAGAAUCGAGUUCUAUGAAGGAAUCUGUAGUGGAAGAACUAGGGCAACUUAAGAAGGAUAUAGAUUCCGUCGUUGAGGAUGCGGCUUCGAAACCCUUAAUCAAGAGGAUGAAAAAGGAGAAGAAGAAAACCGAUACGGAGAUGAUUCCCGAUAGUGAUAUUCAGAAUCACACUAACGGUGUGUCGACAUCUUCGAAUGGUCCCAAGGCAUCGUUGAACUCGAUGGAGAGGAGAAAGCAUAGGAAAGUGCUCGCUAAGGUGAAAAUCGGAGCAAAUACCAAGAAAAUCGAGGCCGCUACUGAAAAAAUGGAUAUAGACUCGAAAGAUGAUAGUAGUAAUGAGAAUAAUGAGAGUGCCGGUACGAGUAAUAGUAGUGGUGGUGGAGUGUUGCCUGAGUUCCACAUUGGUGUGUUUAAGAAUUUGGCUGCAGCUGAUGUUAGUGUUAGAGAAGCAGCUGCUAUUUCGUUGGUGAAGGAGUUGAGGGCAGUCCAGAAGGCGUACGAGAAGUUAGCGAAUAAGGAUGAAGUUGAAGAUAAAUCGAAACUGGAAGCUGAGAAAGACGAUGGGUUGAAUAAUUGUGCCCCGUCUUUGAGGUACGCUGUGCGGAGGCUCAUUCGUGGAUUGUCCUCUUCAAGAGAGUGUGCAAGACAAGGAUUUGCGUUAGGUCUUGCAAGUUUACUGAGCACAGUUACUAGCAUUAAGUUGGAGUCACUGUUGAAGCUAAUCGUUUCUUUGCUGGAGGUUACUAGUAACAUGAAGGGCCAGGAGGCUAAAGACUGCCUACUUGGUCGUUUAUUUGCAUAUGGAGCUCUUGCGAGGUCAGAAAAACUUGCUGAAGAAUGGAAAUCUGAUAAUACAACUCUUCUGAUAAAAGAAUUUACUGGUUGUCUUAUUGCGCUUGCUGCUAAGAAACGGUACUUACAAGAGUCUGCUGUCGCAACUAUUUUGGAAAUGAUUGAAAAGUUGCCCAUUGAAGCAGUGUCAAAUCAUGUUCUUGAAGCACCAGGGUUUAAGGAGUGGUUCGAAGGAGCAACUGAAAUCGGAAAUCCCGACGCCUUACUUCUAGCUCUUAAGAUGCAAGAGAAAUUCAACCUUGACUAUAAAUUUGGGAAGCUAUUGCCUUCCCCCUAUAGCAAAAACGCGUUCUUUUCUGCCGAUCAUCUGUCCCAAAUCGCAAGUUGCUUAAAGGAGUCUACCUUCUGUCAGCCACGAGUGCACAGUAUCUGGCCCGUUUUGGUUAAUAAUCUCUUACCUGAUACUGUACAAGAUGCUGACUCAGCAUCAGGUCAAAUUUCCAUCAAGAAACACAAAAAAAGCCGCAAGGUUAGCUCAGCCGAAGAAGACAUGGAGAGAAACCUUCGGUGCUUCAGUGAAGUAACAGUCGAAGGGUCACUCUUAACCUCAUCUCACGAUCGAAAAAAACUGUCAUUUGAUGUGUUGCAGCUUCUACUUCCAAAGCUACCCGCUUCGUGCGUGUCGGUUGUACUGUCGUACAAGAUUGUCCAAUGUCUAAUGGAUAUACUCUCGACAAAAGAUUCUUGGCUGUACAAAGUCGCGCAGCAUUUCCUCAAAGAACUGUCUGAAUGGCUGGCAAAUGACGAUGAUAGAAGAGUUGAGGUCAUCGUGGCUCUCCAGAAACACAGCAAUGGGAAAUUCGACUGCAUCACCAGAUCAAAAACGGUGAAGGAUUUAAUGUCCGAUUUCAAAACCCAGAAGGGCUGUCUUGAUUUCAUUAAGAACUUGGUGACCAUGUUUCUUGAUGAAGGUCAUUCUUCAGAUGAACCUUCAGACCAGAGUCAAACAACCGAUGACAAUUCCGAGAUAGGUUCGAUUGAAGACAAGGGUGCACUUGUAACACAAGGUACUUCUGAGUUCCUUAAAAGUUGGAUUAUUGAAUCCCUUCCGAGUGUUUCGAAGCAUUUGAAGCUCGAUAAAGACGCACAGUUCCAUGUGCAAAAAGAUGUUCUGAAGUUCCUUGCGGUGCAAGGUCUAUUUUCGUCAUCACUUGGGACUGAAGUAACAUCUUUUGAACUCGGAGAAAUGUUCAAGUGGCCAAAAUCUGCCAUUCCUAAUGCUUUGCGGCAGAUGUGCAUUGAGCAGCUACAGCAGUUGCUUGCAAAUGCUCAGAAAGGAGAAGGGCCUCAUGCUGUAGUCAGUGGUGUUGAGGCAAAUGAUCUUGGAUCGUAUUUUAUGCGGUUUCUUGGAAUAUUACGGAAUAUUCCCUCGGUUUCACUGUCUAGGGCCUUGGAUGCUGAUGAUGAGGAAGCAUUCAAAAAACUUCAGGCCACAGAAAGUCAACUAUUAAAAGAGGAACGCAACUCUGGUCUUAGCACAGAUGCAAACAAACUGCAUGCGCUGAGGUAUUUGCUCAUCCAACUGCUGCUCCAAAUCAUGCUUCGGCCUGGGGAAUUCUUCGAGGCUGCCUCUGAACUUGUCAUAUGUUGUAAGAAAGCUUUCGGAUCUUCUGAUAUUCUAGAAUCUUCCGGGGAAGACGAACCUGAUGGCGAUGAUGCACCUGCAUUAAUGGACGUACUUGUUGACACGAUGCUUUCUAUGUUGCCUCAGUCCACGGCUCCCAUGCGAUCUGCCAUUGAGCAGGUUUUCAAAUAUUUCUGUGAUGAAAUUACGGAUGAUGGAUUACUUCGGAUGCUACGGGUCAUUAAAAAAGAUUUAAAACCAGCUCGACACCACAAUAUGGAUUCCGAAGACGAUGAAGAUGAUGCGGAAGACGAUCUUCUUGGACUCGAAGAAGCUGAGGAAUCCGAUGUGGAGGAGACCGGUGAAACUGCCGACAGUGAUGAGCAGACAGACGAUUCCGAGGCGGUGAUCGGAGUUGAUGCGGUCACUGCCCAACUUCCGGUGGCUGAUGGUGAUGAUUCCGAUGAUGAGUCCGACGAUGAGGGAAUGAACGAUGAUGAAAUGUUCCGAAUGGAUAGUAAACUCGCGGAAAUAUUUAGGGAAAAGAAGAACCAAGCUGGAGGUGAAACUGCACAUUCUCAGCUUGUGCUCUUUAAGCUCCGUGUCCUCUCUUUGCUCGAGAUUUACCUUCAUCAAAAUCCAGGUAAACCGCAGGUACUGAAAGUAUUCUCGAACCUGGCUCAGACAUUUGCUAAUCCACAAACAACCGAAGGGAGCGAGCAGCUUAGUCAGCGCAUAUGGGGGAUUAUCCAAAAAAAGAUAUUCAAAGCCAAGGAACAUCCAAGAGACGAGUCAGUUGAACUGCCAGUACUCGAACCCCUCCUAGAGAAGUACUUGAAGCUGGCGGCAAAGCCCUUCAAGAGAAAGAAAUCCGCCGCCAAUCCAUCCAAGAAGAAACAAUCUGCCUCGUGGAAUAGGCACAAAAUGCUCAACUCUCUUGCUCAAAGCUCGAUAUUUUGGAUCCUAAAAAUCAUAGAUUCAAGAAACUUCCCACAAACCGAACUCCAAAAGGUUUGCGACAUAUUUCAGAAUGCACUAGUGGCAUACUUUGACAGCAAAAAAUCCCAAAUGAAAUGCGAAUUUCUGAAAGAAACAUUUAAAAGAAGACCUUGGAUUGGGCGACACCUGUUUGGAUUCCUCUUGGAGAAGUGUGGCAGUGCUAAAUCGCAGUUCAGACAAGUUGAGGCGCUCGAUUUGGUGACUGAGAUAUUGAAAUCUCAGCUCUCCUCUGCUGCUGAUAUCAGCUCGGCUGAUGUGUCGAAGAAGAUGCUGAAAACCCAUCUACCGAAGCUCUGUCAUUUGAUCAAACACUUGGUGAGCAACAUGCCUGAGAAGCAGACUAGGAGAGCGGAUGUUCGUAAAUUCUGCGGAAAGGUGUUUCAGAUACUGAAGACUUUUGAACUCGAUGCGAGUUUUCUUAAAUCUUUGGAACCAGAAGGGCACACUGCUUGCGAAUCUCAACUCGGAGAUGUGUUUCUCGCUCUGAAGAAAUGAGGGAAUUGAGAUUUUUCGAUACUUUUAGUUUUUGGGAGAAGAAAAGAUGUAUUAUUGGUGGAUCAUCAUUGUUGUUGAGGAUGAGAGGAGGAUUAGCAGACGUAAGUUCGAUGCCGAGGUUCGACUUUAGAAUUUAUAUGUUUCAACCUUUUUUGCACUUUUCUAUUUUGUAAGGUUCUUCCUUUUUUUUUUUUUUUUUGUCAUAUGUAGCUUUCUUUCUGUUCAUCUGAUGUGGUAUCACCGAUCCUUUAAAUUAAACACUUCUCUGUAGGAUCAACACAAUUUUGAGUAUGAUUCUUCUUUUUUCAUGUAACCCUUUUUACCUCAAAUUAUUUGUACUUGAAUUCUUAUAGGAUUUUGCUUGAUUGAAAA